Messenger RNA from Cladocopium goreaui, 539 nucleotides. The record is from the annotation of a GenBank genome assembly. NCBI's taxonomy places the organism in Eukaryota, Dinophyceae, Suessiales, Symbiodiniaceae.
GCGCGGCUGCCAUGGGAUGAGAUGCCAGCGCCAUGACGCACCCUCAGACGAGACGUCAACUGUUGCAAAUCUCUCGUGGCCUUCGGAACUUCGCUUUGCCAUUGUCGGAACUGCCAACAGUACCGAUGUUGCUACAAAGGUUGGAUCUUCGAGACCAUGAACUUUUCGAGGAGUUCUGUGCCUUCAGCGCCCGAAAGUGGAAGGAGUUGCCAGCCACGGAGAUGGCCAAACUCUUCCGAAACACGGAGGACUACCACCUUCUCCAUGCUACGAAGGGCACUGCCCUUUGUCGCCUUGUUGCUAGCCUGACGGAAACCAUACAGCGGCGCGAGCUGCAACACGUGCCAAAUGCCAGGGCCGUGGCCUCGCUUUGCCACGGCGCCCUGGCGCCCAAGCGCCGUGCCGCGCUGCUGCCGCUGCUGGCGCAGCUGCGCGCAGCGCUGCAGCUGUCACUGGAAGCGUCGGCGCUGAACGGCGGCGAUGCGGUGGAGCUGUUGGCCGCCGCGGCGGAGUGGCGUGGCGUGGGAGUCAUGGGUUGA